CACCAUGGCCUGCAAAAGGUAGAAACGGUUCGAACCGGUACUGACUCGGGCGGGUAAUAAAGCCCCUGGCUAUCCUCGAACCGGAGAGGCGGCUAUAUACGAGCUUAUUCUUUCCGGCUAUAACAUACUCCCCUAACAGCAGUAACGACUCUUUCCUCUCAAUCAAAACCCUACAAACGUCUCAACUGGUAUAAGAUGGGAGAUGUAUUCGACGGUUCCGGCUCUGGCUCUGGCGAUGGCGACGUUCGGAAAGCACAGAAGCUUCCAAUUCCGGGCAAAAGGAAUAUACUCAUCACCAGUGCUCUUCCUUACGUCAACAACGUUCCUCAUCUCGGCAACAUCAUCGGCUGUGUGUUGAGUGCGGAUGUGUUUGCUCGUUAUUGUCGACUCAGGGGGUACAACGCUAUAUACAUGUGUGGAACUGAUGAGUAUGGAACGGCAACUGAGACCAAAGCUUUGGAAGAAAAUUGCACGCCAAAAGAAAUAUGCGAUAAAUAUCAUGCAAUUCAUAGGGACGUCUAUAAAUGGUUUAACAUAAGCUUUGAUGAAUUUGGACGAACUUCAACCCCACAACAGACCGAAGUUUGCCAAGCAAUAUUUAAAAAGUUGAUGGAGAACAAUUGGCUUUCUGAGAACACAAUGCAGCAGCUUUACUGCGAUACAUGUGAGAAAUUUUUAGCUGAUCGGCUUGUUGAAGGUACCUGUCCAACACCAGGUUGUAAUUAUGAUUCUGCACGAGGAGAUCAAUGUGAAAAUUGCGGCAAAUUAUUAAAUCCAACAGAACUCGUUAAUCCUAGAUGCAAGGUCUGUGCAACCAGUCCUCGUAUCCGUGACACAAAUCACUUGUUUCUUGAACUCCCAUUGUUGGAGGGAAAGCUGAGGGAGUACAUCAGCAGCAUGUCUGUGGCUGGAUCAUGGAGUCAGAAUGCUAUUCAAGCAACAAAUGCAUGGCUUAAAGAAGGAUUGAGACAACGAUGUAUUACUAGAGAUUUGAAGUGGGGGGUUCCUGUCCCUCAUGAGAGAUUUAAAGACAAGGUUUUCUAUGUAUGGUUUGAUGCACCGAUUGGAUAUGUCUCAAUCACUUCGUGUUACACACCUGAGUGGGAGAAGUGGUGGAAGAAUCCUGAAAAUGUGGAGUUGUAUCAGUUCAUGGGCAAGGAUAAUGUACCCUUUCACACUGUAAUGUUCCCCUCUACGCUUCUCGGAACUGCUGAGAACUGGACUUUGAUGAAGACUAUCAGUGUUACAGAGUACCUAAACUAUGAAGCAGGUAAAUUCUCAAAGAGCAAGGGUGUAGGAGUCUUUGGUAAUGAUGCAAAGGAUACCAAUAUUCCUGUAGAAGUGUGGCGAUACUAUUUGCUAACUAAUAGACCAGAGGUAUCAGAUACUUUGUUCACAUGGGCAGAUUUGCAAGCAAAGUUGAACAGCGAAUUGCUAAAUAAUUUAGGCAAUUUUAUCAACCGUGUCUUGAGCUUUAUUGCUAAAGAUCCAGAUUCAGGAUCUGGUAAAGGUUCAGGAUACAAUUCCAUCAUUCCUGAUGCUCCAGGUGCCGAGACACAUUUGUUAUCAAAGACACUGGGAGAUAAAAUUGGUACUUAUGUGGAGCAAUAUGUGGAAGCCAUGGAGAAGGUCAAGCUAAAGCAAGGACUGAAAAUUGCAAUGAGCAUCUCUGGUGAGGGAAAUGCAUAUUUACAAGAAAGUCAAUUCUGGAAGCUUUACAAGGAAGACCUAGCUUCAUGUUCCAUAGUCAUGAGAACUUCAGUGGGAGUAGUUUAUCUUCUUGCUUGCUUGUUGGAGCCUUUUAUGCCAUCAUUUUCCAUCGAGGUACUCAAGCAGCUUUCUUUACCCCUCGAGCUUUCCCUGUCUGAUGAGAAAGGAGAUGUAGGAAAGGCGAGAAGGCCAUGGGAGAUCAUACCUGCCGGCCACAGAAUUGGGACUCCUGUGCCAUUAUUUAAGGAACUGAAAGAUGAAGAGGUGGAGUUCUUCAGGGCAAAGUUUGCUGGCAGUCAAGCUGAUCGAGCAGACCGAGCUGUGAAGGCCGAAGCUGAAGCGAAUAAAGUUGCUGCACAAUUGAAAAACACGAAAAUUUCCGAUAAAAGUGGAAAGAGAGAACGCUCGACUAAACCUGCAGCUGAAGCCAAACCUAAGGCUGCUGCCGAACAGGAAAUUACCAUCAACCGACUUGAUAUUCGUGUUGGGCUUAUUACAAAAGUUCAGAAGCAUCCUGAUGCUGAUUCUUUGUACGUGGAAGAAAUUGAUGUUGGUGAAGCGCAACCGAGGACUGUCGUUAGUGGACUUGUCAAAUUUGUUCCCCUCGAGGAGAUGCAGAAUCGGAAGGUCUGUGUUCUCUGCAACCUGAAACCUGCAACCAUGCGAGGAAUUAAAUCACAAGCAAUGGUUCUUUGCGCUUCCACCAGUGAUCACACCAAGGUUGAACUGGUUGAUCCACCACAAUCUGCCAUUAUUGGAGAAAGAGUUGCUUUUUCUGGGUUUGAUGGAGAGCCUGAUGUAGUAUUGAACCCCAAGAAGAAGGUUUGGGAGACCCUCCAGGUUGAUCUACAUACAGACAACGGUCUCGUGGCAUGCUAUAAAGAUUUGCCGUUUACCACAUCUGCAGGUGUUUGCAAGGUUUCAUCCAUUUCUGUUGGAUCUAUACGAUGAACGAUUUGUCAGCAAGAUUAUCUUCAAAUUUUCUCAACUCAUUUUCUUUUACAUAGCAUAGUGUUUGAUUUUAAAAACCAUCUUAUCUAUUGGCUCGACAAGUGAUGCUGCUGUGGCCUGUGGGUGAUCGUUCAUACCAGGGUACCGAUAAGUAUACAUGGUUUGGUACAACCAUUUUGUUUGACAGUUUUCUAUUUUCUUGAUUUUGGUUGUUAUUUACAUAUUUACAAAAAGGAAUUUUCAUCAA
Cynara cardunculus var. scolymus (artichoke) is the source of this 2908-nucleotide messenger RNA. Its product is annotated as probable methionine--tRNA ligase. Bases 196 to 2661 code for a protein of 821 amino acids. The transcript is spliced from 17 exons. Gene Ontology annotation, cellular component: cytosol; aminoacyl-tRNA synthetase multienzyme complex. The record is from RefSeq and is a predicted model, not a curated record. Gene Ontology annotation, biological process: methionyl-tRNA aminoacylation. Gene Ontology annotation, molecular function: tRNA binding; methionine-tRNA ligase activity; ATP binding. Lineage: Eukaryota; Viridiplantae; Streptophyta; Magnoliopsida; Asterales; Asteraceae.